AAUGAUACCCCUCAGGAUCUAGCGCCUCCCGCAUCACAUUCAUUUUCGUAUUCACAUGUUCACAGGUUUCGUUGAUUGUAGAACAAUAGCUACAUACGGGUCAACUGCACAGUGUAGUUCACAACAUGGUAUCACCGAACGAAUUGAUUCUUCCAGGUGACAAGGUUGACAUACCUGUAACCGACCAUUCAAAGUGCGUUUUAGGACCCGGUCUCCAUAAGCAAGACGACAGUAUUAUCUCGACGAAAGCCGGCAUUCUCAGGUCCAGGAACAAGAAUACAUACUGGGUUGAAGCGCACCAAAAGAGAUACGUGCCUGCAAAAGGGGACUGCGUUAUUGGCAUUGUGACCGCGAAAGCAGGCGAUAACUUCAGAGUCAAUAUUGGAUCUAGCGAACAGGGUUCGCUUUCCGUAUUUGCUUUCGAAGGAGCCACCAAAAGAAGCAGGCCUGAUGUGCAGGUGGGAGACCUUGUGUUCACACAGGUUUUGUCAUCCUGUCGAGACAUGGAGCCGGAAUUAGUAUGUGUAAACAGCUAUGGCAGGAAGGGCAUGUUGGGAGUCCUGCGGAGUCCCACGUCGUUUUGGAUGCGUGUGCCCAUAGACCUUGUGAACAGGCUCCUCUCGAAAGACUGCCCAUUGCUGAGAUCUCUUGGACAACACAUCCCCUUUGAAAUUAGCCUGGGGCAGAACGGACGAGUUUGGGUGAAUGCUAACACCCUUGCCAACACACUCGCUGUGUGUGAUGCAAUCUCCUCAGCAGAAAAUCUCACCAUGGAGCAGAUUAAAAGAAGAUGGGAACAGUCAUCUAAAGGCUAGCAUUAAAAUAAAUGUUUAUGACUUGUAACACAGUGCUGCAGUUUAACAUUGAAGUCAAAACCAUUCUCUCUUGA
Ornithodoros turicata is the source of this 889-nucleotide messenger RNA. RefSeq names its product exosome complex component RRP40-like (gene Rrp40). Gene Ontology annotation, molecular function: RNA binding. Lineage: Eukaryota; Metazoa; Arthropoda; Arachnida; Ixodida; Argasidae. Gene Ontology annotation, biological process: poly(A)-dependent snoRNA 3'-end processing; nuclear polyadenylation-dependent rRNA catabolic process; exonucleolytic trimming to generate mature 3'-end of 5.8S rRNA from tricistronic rRNA transcript (SSU-rRNA, 5.8S rRNA, LSU-rRNA). The transcript has 4 exons. The record is from RefSeq and is a predicted model, not a curated record. The coding region runs from base 126 to 815 and encodes 229 amino acids. Gene Ontology annotation, cellular component: cytoplasmic exosome (RNase complex); nuclear exosome (RNase complex).